Messenger RNA from Silurus meridionalis, 622 nucleotides. RefSeq names its product adhesion G protein-coupled receptor F5-like. NCBI's taxonomy places the organism in Eukaryota, Metazoa, Chordata, Actinopteri, Siluriformes, Siluridae. Bases 90 to 605 code for a protein of 171 amino acids. The transcript has 4 exons. The record is from RefSeq and is a predicted model, not a curated record.
CUAACAUCCUCCAGUACCUCUGACACUGUGUGCAAAUUCUCACCUGUUUUCAUUAUUUGACAGUUUUGACCACAGUAAUGUAGAAGGUAAUGGAGAACAUUGUUUCACUUUUUCCCUCAGCUGAAUAUUUGUUUGAGGUGGAGCUUGGUGCAGUAGACAUAACAAUCCUGAAUCCUGUAGGAAUCCUUUCAGCAACCUCCAACUUAACUGUCAAAAAAAGUAACAUCACAAUCACUAAAAUGAACAUCACUACAGUGUGCAGUAUGAAUAGUACUGUAUAUCAGUGUAGGUGUGAGGAUCAGUAUUUCUGGCCAUGUGAAAAGUGUACAGUAUAUGGAUCCUGUGAUGACGUCUCUAAUAUCUUAUGUGGGUGCAUCAACAAUCUUCCAAAUGAUGGACACUUGUGCCAACCGCUCACUGAGAUGACCAAUAAGUCUUCCUGUUCAGCUCCAACAACCAGAGCUGAAUUCCAGAUUGAAAUGGAGGUUGAUGCAUUAGAUAUGACAAUCCUGAAUCCUAUGAGGAAUGUUUUAAUGAUCCUUAGCUUACUUUCAAUGAACAGAAACAUUAAUAUCACUGAAAUGAACAUCACUACAGGUGGGUAGAGUCGAGCUACAUCUAG